Messenger RNA from Lontra canadensis (Northern American river otter), 2562 nucleotides. RefSeq names its product hedgehog acyltransferase (gene HHAT). NCBI's taxonomy places the organism in Eukaryota, Metazoa, Chordata, Mammalia, Carnivora, Mustelidae. Gene Ontology annotation, biological process: protein palmitoylation. Bases 212 to 1693 code for a protein of 493 amino acids. The record is from RefSeq and is a predicted model, not a curated record. Gene Ontology annotation, molecular function: palmitoyltransferase activity. Gene Ontology annotation, cellular component: endoplasmic reticulum. The transcript has 12 exons.
CUCCGAGCACGCGCGCGGGGUUGGUUCUCCAACUGCCGCUCCCGGGCAAGAGGGCGGCUUCCCGGGAAGCCGGCCGCCGCCGCCGCCGGGACUCGGAAGUGCCGAGAGGGUUGUUGGGGACUCGUGGCGCGCGUGAACACGGCGGUCGCUGCCCGGGACAGCCCGGAGAAACUCUCAGUGUGUCUGCCUGUACCCUUCUUCACAAGGAACAAUGCUGCCCCGAUGGGAACUGUCUUUUUACCUGUUGGCUUCACUAGGCUUCCACUUAUAUUCUUUCUAUGAAGUUUACAAAGCUUCCAGAGAACAUGAAGAGGAGCUGGACCGGCAGUUUGCCCUGGAGAUUGGCACUUUAUUUGGAGGAUUAAAGAAGGACCCGACCGACUUUGAGUGGAGCUUCUGGAUGGAAUGGGGAAAACAGCGGCUGCUGCGGUUUCUGUUUGGCCACGUGGUUGUGUCUCAGCUGGCCAAUGUGCUUGCAAGGAAGCACAGACCCUGGAUCCUGGGGGCUUAUGGAAUAUGGGCCUCCUGGUGUGUGCUGGGGGCCCAUGGCACGGCCAUUAUUUUUCUCCACACCCUCAUCUCCUUCUGUGUAGCCCAGUUCCGGUCGCUGGUCCUCACAUGGCUCUGUUCUCUCCUCCUGCUCUCCACACUGAGGCUGCAAGAUGUGGAGGAAGUUAAGAGAGGCUGGUACCAGACAGAAAAUGAGUACUACUUGCUGCAGUUCACGCUGACCGUGCGCUGUCUGUAUUAUACCAGCUUCAGCCUGGAGCUCUGUUGGCAGGAGGUGCCCUGCGGGAGCAGCUUCUACUCCUUUCCCUGGCUGGUGGCCUAUGUCUUCUACUACCCCGUCUUCCACAACGGGCCCAUCCUCAGCUUCCCGGAGUUCAUCGCCAAGAUGCAGCAGCAAGAGUACUGCUCGCUGAAGUCCAACCUUUCCGCCUUUGCCGUGGGGCUGGGUCGCCUCCUCUGCUAUUGGUGGCUGGCCGAGCUGAUGGUUCACCUCAUGUACAUGCACGCCAUCUACAGCAGUGCCUCCCUCUUGAGGGCUGUCUCUUGUUGGACCUUAGGAGGACUGGCGUUGGCCCAUGUGCUCUUCUUCUAUCUGAAGUACUUGGUGCUCUUCGGUGUCCCAGCUCUGCUCAUGCGCCUGGAUGGACUCACGCCGCCACCCCUCCCUCGCUGUGUGAGCACCAUGUUCAGUUUCACGGGGAUGUGGAGGUAUUUUGAUGUUGGACUGCAUGAUUUCUUAAUCAGGUAUGUGUACAUUCCAGUAGGCGGGUCCCAGCACGGCCUCCUGGGGACACUGUUUUCCACCGCAGUGACGUUUGCCUUUGUGAGCUUCUGGCAUGGUGGCUAUGACUAUCUCUGGUGCUGGGCGGCCCUCAACUGGCUGGGAGUCACCGUGGAGAAUGCAGUCCAGAGGCUUGUACAGACCCCGUGUGUCCGGCACAGCGUGGUCCAGUUCCUCUCCCCACAAGCCCGCCGUCGAUUUCACGCCGCCCUUGCGUCUUGUUCCACCUCCAUGCUGAUCCUGUCCAACCUGGUGUUUCUUGGGGGCAGCCAAGUGGGAAAAAUCUACUGGAACAGGAUCUUCGUACAAGGCUGGCCAUAUGUGACCCUCUCUGUUCUGGGAUUCCUCUACUGCUACUCCCAUGUGGGCAUUGCCUGGGCCCAGACAUACUCAGUGGACUAAUGCCGCCCAGCUGGUGCCAGCCCUUCCUGCUGGCCUCCAAGGCAAUGGUGCUUCACCCUGACCUCAUACGCCAAGAUAACCUCCAAGGAACCAGUGCGUCAUCUGCUCAUCUUUUGUUGGAGUUAUCUCCCUCCAAAACUGGAAGUUUGAGCUCUCAUAGAAAAUUGACAACCAGUGAGGCUUCUAACUUUGGGAACCAAAGCUCCCCCAGCCCCAUUACUUUCCUGUUGAGUAAGCAGGGCCCCAGAGCAGUAUUGUCUUGCCUGCUGCACAUGGUAACCUUGUGGUCUAGAACCCGGUCCCAGGGCCCUUCAGGUUCUUUCUACUUUACCAAGAAUUAAAUGCAGUAGAUAUUUCUGAAAUAUUUUGCUAAUAUUUAAGUGAUUUCUUUCCCAUGUCCUGCAGUGUGGUCUCUAGAACCAGCACUGGGGUCUGAGCUUCACCCUGGCAGGGAGGAGACAAAGCCACAGUUAAGUUUCUCAUUGUCCAGUCAGGGAAGAUACAGCAUGUCCUAUCGUGUUCCAGGAGGCCGGUACCUAAGGAGAUCUGUUAUUGGAACACUGUCGCAGUGAUCGACAUUUGGAUGCUUGGUUCCCUAGAUUUGCAGAGUAUAAACAUGGCAGUUCCUCUACCGGACAGUUAAUCUUCAUUUCCCGACAAAGAAGAAUUAAGGAACCAUGAGCUCGUGCACCCACAGACGGGUGCUACCAGGCAAGUGACAAAGGGUAAGGAUGGUUUCCUAUGGUCCUUUUUCCUCUCUUCAUGAGUAAGCCCCAGCAGUCAUCUUCCCGCUCAGUGGAUUACACUCUGGUUUACAUUGUUUUAUUUUGUUACAAAUAAAAUGGAGCCUUUUCUGUCAUACUGAUAAU